Eremomyces bilateralis CBS 781.70 is the source of this 741-nucleotide messenger RNA. RefSeq lists its product as uncharacterized. The record is from RefSeq and is a predicted model, not a curated record. Gene Ontology annotation, cellular component: membrane. The transcript is spliced from 3 exons. Bases 105 to 572 code for a protein of 155 amino acids. Lineage: Eukaryota; Fungi; Ascomycota; Dothideomycetes; Eremomycetales; Eremomycetaceae.
GUCAUUCGUUACUUCUUCAUGCUCUGGAGUUAGACAGAGCAUACUGCGAUCAUUUCAUUCAUCUUACGGAGCUAUUGUCUUUGAGGUUCGGGUCAUUAGUGACCAUGGCGAUUAAUCCCAUCCUUCCGCUCCGUGGUAUCCAGACCGUCACCGCUAUUGUUGUCUUGGGUCUAACAGGAUAUGUCUCCAAUUGGUGGUUAGGCUACUGGCACGCCAUGGCGCCCACCCAAAUCAACUUUCUUAUCUUCUGUUCCAUCUGGUCCAACGUUGCGCUUGUCUACCUCAUACUGGCUCCUGCCAAGUUCCCCGCUGCCGCCCACAAAUACGCCAUUCUUGCCGUCGAGUCCGUCACGAUGCUAUUCUGGUUCGCAGGCUUCGUCGCGCUGGCAGUCUUCUUGGGCAACCGUGUCUGCUUGGGACACGUCUGCUCGGUCGCAAAAGGGGCUACUGGUGUGGCUGCCGUCUCUUGGGCGCUCUUCGCUGCAACGACGGUCAUGGCCGCGCUGCAUUGCUGGCGUACAUCGCGCCACGACCCGAAUAACGGCCCGCACCAGCGUAUGCAGGAGGUGUAACGGUUUUGAGCAAUUCAUAUUACGUUAGAGUGGGAAGGAGCUUCGCUCCGCAAAUCACGAUAUCCAAAGUUGUGUUAUUAUUAGGCGCUACGCAGCAAUCCCGCAAUCCGGUGUACGGCUGUAUUUCAGGACUGGUUGGAACCCGAAUAGUUAUCAAAGGAUGCAUACA